AUCGUUGUGGCAACAACAAACGGCGAAAGCAACUUGCUGCAAAAACAAAACACUGACUUACGAUUACAAAACAAAUAGUGGUUAUAUUGACGACAGUGUGUGUGUGAAGGGGCGGGGAGCGCCGCCUCCAACGUCGGCACCGACGCCAGGGCUGCCAUAAAAUUUGCUCGUCAGUCGGCGGCGCUUUUGCAUUUUAGGAGCAGCUACGUAGCUGCUUCUCCCAUUCAUUCAGUCACGAGAUUUCAUUCAGUGUGUGAGUGUUGAUGAGGUUAGUUGUAAAACCAAUUGUAUCGGUAAUCGUUGCAAAGUGCUCAGCUCAUCAAAAACGCAAAGACGGCUAAAAUGUUACAAGUGCAGUGUGAUCAAAGUGUUGAUUAAACAGAACCUCGAGAAAAGUACAAGUGCGGAAGAGGAAAAGAGGAUAUCAGCAAAAUCGUAGCGCAGUUGUGUGCACUCGCUGGCGAAAUAUUGUGCUGCAUACUUCUGGGCUGUCCGCGAAAAUCAUUACGAACAUGUUGUUUUCGAAGCACAUCCGUGGAGGGAAUAGCGAGAGAAGCAGUCGCCACAACUAUAGAGCAACGCGCCCGCAAGCCAAGGCCAAACAGUCGCAGCAAUGGCAACACUAAUCCCAGCGACCGGAGGCAAUCCAGCGAGCGCACAGUCCUCCAAUGUUGAGGCCACAUAUGAAGAUAUGUUCAAAGAAAUCACACGUAAACUGUACGGCGAGGAGACCGGCAACGGUUUGCACACGCUCGGCACACCGGUGGCUCAGGUGGCCACCAGUGGCCCCACCGCGGUGCCCGAGGGCGAGCAACGCUCGUUUACGAAUUUGCAACAAAUCGAUCGCACCGCCGCGCCCAGCAUUGAAUAUGAAGCGAGUGGUGCGACAGGCGGUGGCAACGGCAACAACGUGGCCACCACCCAGGCCAAUGUAAUCCAGCAACAACAACAGCAGCAGCAGGCCGACUCAGGCAACUCUGUAGUGGUCAGCGCCAGCGGCAGCGGUGGCGCCACUGUGGUGCCGGCGCCCAGCGUCGCCGCCGUUGGGAGCUUCAAGUCCGAGGAUCAUCUGAGUACAGCCUUUGGCCUGGCCGCUCUUAUGCAGAAUGGCUUUGCUGCUGGCCAAGCGGGUCUGCUGAAAGCGGGUGAACAGCAGCAGCAACGCUGGGCACAGGACGCUGGCACGGCAGAGCAGCAGCAGCCACAGCUGGUGCAGUGGACAACAGGUGGCAAGCUGCAGAGCUAUGCCCAGGUCAAUCAGCAGCAACAACAGCAGCAGCAGCAGCAACAACAACAGCAGCAGCAGCAACAACAGCAUCAGAGCACGCCCAAGUCCAAAAAACACCGUCAGGAGCAUGCCACGGAACUGAUCUAUGCCAGCCCCUCCACAUCGGCCAAUGCGGCACAGAAUCUGGCCCAAAACACGCCCACCUCAGCGCCCACCAACAGCAGCAGCAGCAGCGGCGGAAGCAGCUCUUCCGGCGGCAGUCGCAAGAAGUCCUCGCAAGCCCAGGCCGCAGCAGCCGCUGCCGCUGCCAACGGUGUUCACAUUGUGAAGCGUUAUGCCUGCACCCAUUGUCCGUACUCGACGGAUCGUCGGGAUCUGUACACACGCCACGAGAACAUUCACAAGGACGAGAAGCCCUUUCAGUGCUAUGCCUGCCUCAAGCAGUUCAAUCGCGCCGAUCACGUCAAGAAGCACUUUCUGCGCAUGCAUCGCGAGCUGCAGUACGACAUCAACAAGACGCGUCGCCAUGUCCCUGCCGGCAGUGGUGGAUCAGGUGGUGGCUCUACUGGCAACUCGCAUCAUUCCGGCGGUCGUGGCAAUGUGACGAUCAAUGCGACGGGCGUAAACAUUGACAAUGCAUUCCUGGAGGCCCAGCGACAUCCCACCUCGACCAGCAUGAGCAUUGUGGAGACCAUCGAGGCGGUGGCCUCCGCUGCCGACAUGCCGCUGGCCCAGCUCAAGCAGGAGAAGCUCGACGAUGGCUCCGUACUGCCGCUCCAUGUGGGUGCUGUCAUGAACAAUGCCCAACAGCCGGUGGCCAGCUCUAGCUCGGGUUCGGGCAGCAGCAGUGCGGGUGGCGGCUCCGGUCUGCUGAAACCCAAGCGGGAGAAACGCUUCACCUGCUGCUAUUGCCCCUGGUCCGGUGCUGAUAAGUGGGGUCUCAAACGUCAUCUCAACACACACACAAAGCCGUUCGUUUGCCUGCUCUGCGAUUACAAGGCGGCGCGCUCAGAGCGUCUAGCCACCCAUGUGCUCAAAGUGCACAACAAGCGUGCCUGCAGCAAGUGCUCCUACCUCGCCGACACUCAGGAGGAGUUCCAGGCUCACAUGAGUGAUGUGCAUCCGCACGAUAAUCGUCCGGCGCGCAGCAGCAGUGGAAACAAUAGUGGCAACAACGGGGGAAACAGCAGCGGCAACAAUAAUGGCAACAACAAUGCAUCGCAUAGCCAGAACUUGAACGUCUUGCGAACCAUUGGAAACACCCUGGUGGCGAACAAUCAACUAAACACGUUUCACAAUGCCGGCAACGCUUUUGGUUCGUCAAGUGGCGGUGGCCAAACCGUGGGCAAUGUGAGCGGCAGUGGCGCCGUUACCAUCUAUACCACAACUACCAAUGAUGGCGUGACUGGCGGCAGUGGCGGUGGCGGAACCGGGAAUAACAUCACGGGCGGCCCUUUACAGGAGAUCAUUGUGAAUCCCACGUCGAUGGUGGGCUGGCGUCUCAGUGCCAACGGCUCUUUGAUACCACCGCAUGAUCUGCUCACCGGCAGCCUGCCGAAUGCCGCAACUCAAAAACGUGGCUCGGAGCGUUUAUUUCAAUACCUCGAAGCCGAGGGCAGCGAUCCGGAGGACUAUGCGCGUCUGCUAAAAAUGGACGCCAUUAGUCGCAACACAGCUUCGGUCGCUCAGGAUUUUCAUAAAGCGGGAGGCGUGCACGAGUUGAAAAUACCAGCAAAUCAUCAACUCCUGUUCAAUAAUAAACUGCCUUCGCAAUGGACAACACGAGAGGCUGCAGCGCUGUUACACAGCCUGAGCAACAUGGGCGGCAACAGCAACAUCAAUGGCGGCAACAGCAGCGGCAACAACAACAUCGCACAGCGGCAAAAGUUUGGCUCGAUGCGUGCUCGACAACACUCGACGGGAGAGGACGAUGAGAAUACGCCGUCAUCGGCAUCGUCGUCCUCGUACUCGGGUGACGAGUACAACAUGUCGGCAAGCACAUCGCCAAUGAAGUUGUCGCGCCAUGGCAACAGCAACAACAACAGCAAGUGCAACGGCAAAGAGAGCGAGCUCAAGGAGCAGCAGCAGAACAAUAACAAGGCGAUGAUGGCAACGGCAUUUCUGGAAGCAGCAGCUUACGAACAGACGGCCAUCGAGCUGCUCGCCAGCAAGCGAAAGCUGAAGAUUGAGUACGACGAAGAUCAAGAAAAUCAACAGCUGCAGCAGCAGCGAGUGCAGCUUAUUAAAUCGUCUCCCGCGUAUAAACUAAACAACAACAACAACAAUAAUACAAAUAAUAGCAACAACAACAGCAACAGCAACAACUAUUACAAAGAGAAAUCUCAUAGAAAUGCCGUUCAUCAUCAUCAGGAUGACAAGGAGAACAACACCAGCAGCACAGAAGCAACGACGGCUGCAGCAGCCGCAGCUGCAGCAGCAGCGGCAGCAACUGUGGCGGCCGCAGCAGCAGCAGCAGCUGGUGUUGCCGUCACACCAAACAGCAACAGCAACAACACAACCACCAACACACCUUUUCUCACACAAAUGGAAUACCAGAAUCUCAAUCGCAUUGGCACACAGUUUCAGAAUUAUGUUAAGGAUAUUAUCAACAAAUAUUAUGCAGCCGAGACGCCGCUUAUGCUGGCAGCAGCCGCAGCAGCGCUGCCCACCGCGACGACCACUGGGCAGCAGCGGGAGCGGGAAAGAGAGCGAGAGCAACAAUCGUCGCCCGCCAAGCGACGUCGUCUGCUGAGCGAGACUGAGGAGUAUAUUGAGUAUCUGCGCAACAAGGAGGACAUCACGCUGACCAUAACACCAAAGGUCUCUCAAGGCAGCAGCGUUGUUGCGUCGGCGCCAGCGCCAACGCUGCCGACGCAGUCACUGCUUAAACGUCAGCUGGAUCUGGCAGCGCCGCGCAAAAGUCCCAAAAAAGCCAGCAGCAGCAGCGGUUCAAGCACCACUCAACAGUAACAGCAACAAUAACAACAAUUGUAAUGCAUCUCGCAAGUCACUCAACCAUCUGGCAACGCUGCUGCCGCUGCUAGCCGACGCAGCCAGCAAACAGGAGUACUUAACGGCGCCGUUGGACUUUAGCAAAAAAGUCCGAGGCCGAGACUGCGCGCAGUUCGCGCAAGCAGGCGCAGCCAAAGAAAAUACGCCUCACCCCCGAGGCUGUGGUCACUAUGCUGCGCGACAAACAUCUCAAUCGCCUCGGUCAGCAGAAGCUGUGCUGCGUCAGCUGCGCAGUCAGUCAUC
Drosophila nasuta is the source of this 4483-nucleotide messenger RNA. It is a transcript of the gene chn, whose product is annotated as zinc finger transcriptional factor charlatan. Bases 614 to 4198 code for a protein of 1194 amino acids. Gene Ontology annotation, molecular function: RNA polymerase II cis-regulatory region sequence-specific DNA binding; DNA-binding transcription activator activity, RNA polymerase II-specific. NCBI's taxonomy places the organism in Eukaryota, Metazoa, Arthropoda, Insecta, Diptera, Drosophilidae. The transcript is spliced from 7 exons. The record is from RefSeq and is a predicted model, not a curated record. Gene Ontology annotation, cellular component: nucleus. Gene Ontology annotation, biological process: regulation of transcription by RNA polymerase II.